AAGAAUACGCAUAGUGGAAAGAAGACUUAUAUAUGUCAGGAGUGUGGAAAGGCCUUUGCUGGAGCCUCAAAACUUACUGUACAUAGGAGAAUUCACACGGGAGAGAAACCAUAUAUAUGUAAGGAAUGUGGAAAGGCCUUUGCUAAAGCCUCAAUAUUUACAGUACAUAGGAGAAUUCACACUGGACAGAAGCUUUAUAUAUGUGUGCAGUGUGAAAAGGCCUUUACUACAUCCUCACAAUUGACUGUACAUAGGAGAAUUCACACUGGAGAGAAACCGUUUAUAUGUAAGGAAUGUGGGAAGGCCUUUGCUAAAGCCUCAAGACUUAGUGAACAUAGGAAAAUUCACACUGGAGAGAAACCAUAUAUAUGUAAGGAAUGUGGAAAGGCCUUUGCUGCAGCCUCAAAACUUACUGUACAUAGGAGAAUUCACACUGGAGAGAAACCAUAUAUAUGUAAGGAAUGUGGAAAGGCCUUUGCUGCAGCCUCAAAACUUACUGUACAUAGGAGAAUUCACACUGGAGAGAAACCGUAUAUAUGUAAGGAAUGUGGGAAGGCCUUUUCUGAAGCCUCAAGACUUACUGUACAUAGGAGAAUUCACACUGGAGAGAAACCGUAUAUAUGUAAGGAAUGUGGGAAGGCCUUUUCUGAAGCCUCAAGACUUACUGUACAUAGGAGAAUUCACACUGGAGAGAAACCGUAUAUAUGUAAGGAAUGUGGGAAGGCCUUUGCUAUAGCCUCAAGACUUAGUGAUCAUAGGAGAAUUCACACUGGAGAGAAACCGUAUAUAUGUAAGGAAUGUGGGAAGGCCUUUGCUAAAGCCUCAAGACUUAAUGAACAUAGGAGAAUUCACACUGUAGAGAAACCAUAUAUAUGUAAGGAAUGUGGAAAGGCCUUUGCUGGAGCCUCAAAACUUACUGUACAUAGGAGAAUUCACACUGGA
This is a messenger RNA of Sorex fumeus (smoky shrew), 942 nucleotides long. Its product is annotated as zinc finger protein 345-like. The record is from RefSeq and is a predicted model, not a curated record. Lineage: Eukaryota; Metazoa; Chordata; Mammalia; Eulipotyphla; Soricidae. The annotation marks the transcript as partial. Gene Ontology annotation, biological process: regulation of immune system process; negative regulation of transcription by RNA polymerase II; regulation of cytokine production. The transcript has a single exon.